AUGACAGACGAACUGAUAAAAUUUGCAAAGAUCUCUUGCUACGCCCAAAGCAAGGGGGAAGCCCAGUUCAUUUACAAAGAAAUCUUCGACGACCGCUGUUACGACGUCCCAAAUCUCCCCGAGGCACCCUUCGUGAUCGACGCGGGGGCAAACAUUGGCUUGUUCUCUCUCUACAUGAAGCAAAAUUACCCAGCGUCCACGAUUCUUGCAUUUGAACCGGCACCGACGACGUUCGACGUCCUGCGCCGCAACCUCAAAUUGCACAAUAUCUCCGAGGUCGAAGCCCUCCCCAUUGGCCUCGCUUCCAAAGCCAGCACGGAAUGGUUGACUUACUACCCGCGCAUGCCUGGUAAUUCUACCUUGGUACCAGAAGAGAAGAAGGAGCUGUAUGAGGAAGCUGUCAAGGUCUAUGGCCAGAAGGCUGCAGAUGAACACUUUGGCGAUUCUCAGGAGGUAGAAGUGAAGGUUCAGCGACUGUCCUAUUUCCUCAGUCGUUGCCCCGACCUUGUCAGUAUUGACUUGCUCAAGAUUGAUGUCGAGGGUGCAGAGCUUGAAGUCCUCCUUGGCUUGGACGAUGUGCACUGGUUUAUGAUUCGCAAUAUUGUUCUUGAAACGUGUGAGAAGUCCGGAGCACGAGUCACGAUCGAGGAGCUCUUGCAGAGUAAAGGAUUUGCCGUUACACGGGAGGCAGCUUCGUGGGCGCCGAAGGAUUUUUAUAUGAUUCGCGCUUCUCGCUGA
This is a messenger RNA of Penicillium argentinense, 738 nucleotides long. RefSeq lists its product as uncharacterized. The transcript has a single exon. Bases 1 to 738 code for a protein of 245 amino acids. The record is from RefSeq and is a predicted model, not a curated record. Lineage: Eukaryota; Fungi; Ascomycota; Eurotiomycetes; Eurotiales; Aspergillaceae.